AAUGGCUUCAGACAUCCCUGGAUCAGUGACAUUGCCUGUUGCCCCCAUGGCAGCCAGUGGCCAGGUGAGGAUGGCAGGGGCCAUGCCUGCCCGUGGAGGAAAGCGGCGUUCUGGAAUGGACUUUGAGGAUGAAGAUGGUGAAGGUCCCAGCAAAUUUUCAAGAGAGAACCACAGCGAGAUAGAGCGGCGCCGGCGGAACAAGAUGACGCAGUACAUCACGGAGCUCUCUGACAUGGUCCCCACCUGCAGCGCGCUGGCCCGGAAGCCGGACAAGCUCACCAUCCUCCGCAUGGCCGUGUCACACAUGAAGUCCAUGAGGGGCACAGGGAACAAGUCCACAGACGGCGCCUACAAGCCUUCCUUCCUGACGGAACAGGAACUAAAGCACCUCAUCCUUGAAGCAGCUGAUGGGUUUCUGUUUGUAGUGGCGGCCGAGACAGGGAGAGUGAUUUAUGUGUCUGACUCUGUCACCCCCGUUCUUAACCAGCCGCAGUCAGAGUGGUUUGGGAGCACCCUCUAUGAACAGGUGCACCCCGACGACGUGGAGAAGCUGAGAGAGCAGCUAUGCACCUCUGAAAACUCCAUGACAGGCAGGAUCUUGGACCUGAAGACUGGGACAGUCAAGAAAGAAGGGCAGCAGUCGUCCAUGAGGAUGUGCAUGGGCUCGCGGAGGUCCUUCAUCUGCAGGAUGAGGUGUGGAAAUGCUCCUUUGGACCACCUUCCUCUAAACAGAAUAACCACCAUGAGGAAAAGGUUCAGGAAUGGCCUUGGCCCUGUGAAAGAAGGAGAAGCCCAGUAUGCUGUGGUCCACUGCACAGGAUACAUCAAGGCCUGGCCUCCAGCAGGAAUGACUAUCCCUGAAGAAGACACCGAUGUGGGACAAGGCAGUAAAUAUUGCCUUGUGGCAAUUGGGAGACUCCAGGUGACCAGUUCUCCUGUGUGCGUGGACAUGAGCGGGAUGUCAGUGCCCACAGAAUUCUUAUCACGGCAUAACUCUGAUGGGAUCAUCACGUUUGUGGACCCAAGAUGCAUCAGUGUGAUUGGCUACCAACCCCAGGAUCUUCUAGGAAAGGACAUUUUGGAAUUCUGCCACUCUGAGGAUCAGAGCCAUCUGCGUGAGAGCUUCCAGCAGGUGGUCAAGCUGAAAGGCCAGGUGCUGUCGGUCAUGUAUCGAUUCCGCACGAAGAACCGGGAGUGGAUGCUGAUCCGCACCAGCAGCUUCACCUUCCAGAAUCCCUAUUCUGACGAGAUUGAGUACAUCAUCUGCACCAACACCAACGUCAAGCAGCUUCAGCAGCAGCAGGCAGAAUUGGAGGUGCACCAGAGAGACGGGCUGUCAUCAUACGACUUGUCGCAGGUUCCUGUCCCCAACCUACCAGCCGGAGUUCACGAGGCCGGGAAGUCCGUGGAAAAGGCAGAUGCGAUCUUUUCCCAGGAAAGGGAUCCCCGGUUUGCUGAGAUGUUUGCAGGAAUCAGUGCAUCGGAGAAGAAGUUGAUGAGCUCAGCAUCUGCAGCAGGAACCCAGCAGAUCUACUCCCAAGGAAGCCCAUUCCCCCCGGGACACUCGGGAAAGGCCUUCAGCUCCUCCGUGGUGCAUGUGCCUGGAGUGAAUGAUAUCCAGUCCUCCUCUUCAACGGGCCAGAACAUGUCCCAAAUCUCCCGGCAGCUAAACCAGAGUCAGGUGGCGUGGACGGGGAGUCGGCCGCCCUUUCCCGGACAGUCCAGCAAGACUCAGUCUCCCUUUGGGAUUGGAACGAGCCACACCUACCCGGCAGACCCCUCCUCCUACAGCCCUCUCUCCAGCCCGGCUACCUCCUCGCCAAGCGGGAACGCCUACUCCGGUCUUGCCAACAGGACUCCCGGGUUCGCUGAAAGUGGACAGAGCAGCGGGCAGUUCCAAGGGCGGCCCUCGGAAGUCUGGUCGCAGUGGCAAAGCCAGCACCACGGUCAGCAGAGCGGUGAGCAGCACUCGCACCAGCAGCCCGGUCAGACUGAAGUGUUCCAGGACAUGCUGCCCAUGCCCGGAGACCCCACCCAGGGCACUGGGAACUAUAACAUCGAAGACUUUGCUGACCUGGGCAUGUUCCCGCCCUUCUCUGAGUAGCUGCAGACACAGCGGGGCCCCCACCCGGCAGCAGCCCCCUCGCUGUGACAUCGCCGCCCGAGUGA
Ceratotherium simum simum (southern white rhinoceros) is the source of this 2169-nucleotide messenger RNA. Lineage: Eukaryota; Metazoa; Chordata; Mammalia; Perissodactyla; Rhinocerotidae. The record is from RefSeq and is a predicted model, not a curated record.